Messenger RNA from Vollenhovia emeryi, 3658 nucleotides. It is a transcript of the gene Rchy1, whose product is annotated as RING finger and CHY zinc finger domain-containing protein 1. Gene Ontology annotation, molecular function: zinc ion binding; ubiquitin protein ligase activity. The transcript is spliced from 5 exons. Lineage: Eukaryota; Metazoa; Arthropoda; Insecta; Hymenoptera; Formicidae. Gene Ontology annotation, biological process: ubiquitin-dependent protein catabolic process; protein ubiquitination. The record is from RefSeq and is a predicted model, not a curated record. The coding region runs from base 1 to 1239 and encodes 412 amino acids. Gene Ontology annotation, cellular component: nucleus.
AUGGAGAACAGCGACAGCGAGAACGCGCGCGCCGUCGCGGAUCGCGACGACGAGGGGGCGGCGGGCAACGACGGCGCCGCCGACGACGAGGUCGUUGGCGAGCGCGACGACGGGGCGUCGGGACGCGACGGCGCCGAGGAGGCCGCCGCGGAUCGCGCCAGCAACGAGCGGAGCCAGGGCGCCCGAGUCACGUUCCGCGACGACGAGGAUCCGAGUAGCGACGCCGAGCAGGCCGCCGGUUGCGACGACAGGGAUCGCAAGGAGGCCUGCGCGGCCUGCGACGGCAGGGACCGCAAGGAGGCCUGCGCGGCUUGCGACGACAGAAACCGCAAGGAGGCCUGCGACGACAGGGAUCGCAAGGAGGCCCGGAAGCCCGCCAAGAAGGGAGACUGCGUCUGGACGAUGUAUCUCCCGUCCACCUCCGGCAAGGAGACGCAUGCCGCUGCGAGCAAUAACUACGGCUGCGAGCACUACAAGCGCAAGUCCAAAUUCGUGACUCCAUGCUGCAACAAGGUGUACACCUGUCGGUUUUGUCACGACGAGCAGGAAACACACACAGUGAACAGGAAAGAAGUCACAGAAUUGAUAUGCGUGCUUUGCGACGCCCGUCAAUCUGUGCAAGCCACUUGCCAGAGUUGCCACUGUCAAUUUGGCAAGUACACAUGCCUCGAGUGCAAUCUUUUUGACGACGAGGAUAAAAAUCAAUACCACUGCGACGGAUGUGGAAUAUGUAGAGUCGGUGGCCGUGACAAGUUUUUCCACUGUGCCAAGUGCAAUAUGUGCUUGCCGAUUCAGUUGCAAAACGGACAUACGUGCAUAGAAAAUGUCUCACAUUCCAAUUGUCCCGUGUGCCUGGAAGACAUACACACGAGUCGCAUACCAUGUCACAUUCCCGAUUGUGGGCAUUUGCUUCACCGCAUGUGUUUUGAGGAAUUGUUGAACUCGGGACAUUACGCCUGCCCGUCCUGCCAGGUGUCGCUCUUAGAUAUGACGGAUUUGUGGAAAUACUUGGACGCGGAAGUGUCGCUGACACCGAUGCCGGAGGAAUAUAACGACUGCAAAACCGAUAUCUUAUGUAAAGACUGCCACGAGGAAUGUACGGUAAAGUUUCACAUCGUCGGGUUGAAGUGUUUAAACUGUGGUAGCUACAAUACCUGCAGGAUAAAAGGCUCCCCUUGUUCAGAUCCCGACGCCCUGAACGAAGCAGCUGGUGUUACAGAAGAGAAAGAGGGAUCGUAAAGCCAAAGUUCGGAAUAUUAUCCGAUAUUAUCCAUCGUGGAAGGAAUAUACCUUAGUAAUGAUGAUAGAAGAGUAUUUGUAUUUUUAAAUUUUGUCUUUAUUUCGUCUUUUUGUAGCAAAUUGCACUUUUGUUGCCUCCGUAAUACUUUUUGUUUAGCCGAAGUAGUACAGUAAAAGAUAAGAUAUCUGUUAAAUGACCACUGAUAUUGUCAGAACUAAAUAACCGUUUUCGGUUUUUUUAUAACACGCUAUAGCACAAUCUUUGAGGUUGAAUAGAUGAUUUCGUUAACGUAAGUACAUAUAACAAGAAUAUUUCUGCAAACUCUGUGUUUAGUAAAUUACACCUGAAAACGCAAUGAACGAUAAAGGGGUCAACAUGGAAAUGGUUUGCAGAACAUCUUUUUUGAGUAUAUUACGUUAUCGAUUUUGUUUUCGCCAUUUUUAUCUCGUUAGAUGAGAUAUUCCAGACUUGUCGCGCAAUAUUUCAGAAAUAUGUGAUAAAUUUAGAGUUGAUUCUUUAAAAAUAUAUAUAUAUAUAUUUGAUUUUGUUGCAACUUUUCAAUCUCAAUAAAUUCUGUGAUUAAAGCGUUGCAUUCCUUUCUUAGCUUAAAAGUACUUGUAAUUACUUUAACAUUCUUGGUCCAGAAAAUUUGAAUUUCAAAUUGCUCCAAAAAGAUUAUCGAUACAAAUUCCGCGUGGUAGAUCUUUGGACAUUCUGUAUAUAUUUUCUGCGUCUGGUUACAUUUAUCUUCAGGAUGGCAACUGCGUUAGUAACUGACUACUAAUUACGCCUAAGAAAAUAAUUAGAAAAUUGUGAAAUGGCACGUGUGUAUGUAUGUGUGUAUAUGUACGUGUGUUUAAGAGAAGAUGGAAAAAAUAAUACGUUUCGAAAUUUUUCAUGUUAUUAGGUAAUGUAGCACGGUGUCACCCUAUAUUGAGUAAAACUACAUAUUCUGCACAUAUAUAUAUAUAUGUGUAUGUAUAUGUGCGUUGCUGCAACACUAGUUCUGCAUAAAUAUCUACAAAAUCCUAUCAUUGGCAGUAGAAGACAAUCCGUAUAGCACUCUUGCCAUAUUAAAAUGUAUAAACCGAUGGCCUAACUGUUUGUACUUUAAAUGACAGUACAUUUCGCAUAAGUCAACCAUGUAAAAACAAGAGUUAGUUAAGCUUGACAAAUUUCUGUUCGUAAAUCGCUAGGAAACUUCCAGCCUUAUACAUUCUGUUUUAUUUAGGAAAAGAUCUCAUUUAGUCACAUAAUCUAGUCGCGGAAGAUUUGAGCGCGUAUUGCUGCUCCUAUUACGAUUUUUCUCGUAAGUGUGAAUGUUUUAUACAAAACACAGACGAAUCCACAUGGGUGGCACACAUUAAUGCAACAAUAAAAUGUAUCAAUGUUAUAGCGAAUAAUUAGGGAAAAGUACUUUUCGUUGAUUAAUAAGAAGCAUUCUUCUACUAGCUAAUUACAUUCACCUAUUAAUAUAUAAAUCUACAUAAUCUGUUUUAGUGUAAUUGUACACAUAUCUAGACGAAAUACUCGAAUAAUCACGGCAUUAAUAUAAUGAAUCUUACUGUCACGUUUGAUAAUUUCUAAUUGCUGAAUAGCUGUUGUCAAAUAUAGCUCACUUUAUGAUGAACUUCUAGAAACAUUCGACAAACGCGAUUAAGUUUUCUGUAAAGCUCGGAUUUGAUGUAGGAUUAUUUAAAAUGUUAUAGGUCAAGUGUCGCUUGAAAUGCAAUUUUACAAGAUUUCAUUUCUGAGGCAAAUCGAUACGUCGUUGACCUUUAUCAUUCCAUUUUUUCAAUCUAUUUGAGAGAAUAUUAAUUAUAUAUUUUAGCGACAUUUUUUAUGUUUUAGUGAUAUUUUUAACAAGCUCUAAAAUAUUGAGCAGCACUUAAAAAUCUGUAGGUUUCUCUUUUAUAUACAAUGUUAUAAAAAUGAAGCAUACUUGGAUGCACAAGUGUCGAAAAUUUUUUAGGCUGCUCGAUAUCAUAUUGUUAUAUUAUGUUAUAUUGUUAUAUAAUUCCAUACAUCGGCAAACAGUGCAAUUAAUAAUUGUCACAUUCGUUAAUAUUGUUCUUCAUAUAUACAUACAUAUAUGUUUUCAGGAAUAUUAAUGGGUGCUAUGACAAUUGCAUUUAAUUGUGUAAUGUUGCUAGUUCUACUGAAACAACUUGAUUAAUGUUAAAUGUUUACCUGUUUAGGACUUGUCGACAGAUUAAAAGCAUCACGCAUAGUGUCCUAUCUGCAUUAGAGAUACUUUGUGACACAGAACGAUAUACGUAGAUCCCAUUGUGAUUAUUAUCACGAUUUUAUUAUUCACUUGUAAAUUAAAUAUGAAUUACAAAGGUUCUUUGUACAUAAUGGUUGCAAUAAUGAUUUUGUUUUAUAUUACGUAUAAUAUAUACUACUAUAUCAAAUAAA